AUGAUAUCAACGAAACAAUGUGACCUAAAUGCCUUUGAAAAAGCCAAUGUCUGCUUCUGUAAUAGACACUAUUCUACGUCUGUAAGUAGCUGUCUCGGUAGCAUACUUAUGGACGUCUCCUCGAGAAAUUUCUGGUUGUUUAAAGUGGCAUCUCUGCCUCGACUACCUGUGCCUGAGUUGACCAAAACCUGUGAGCGAUAUGUGGAGGCACUCAGACCUAUCAUCUCAGAUGAGAACCAAUUGAACGCAACUAAACAAUUGGUCAAAGAGUUUGAGUCUUCCGAUGGAAAGACACUUCACUCACAACUCAUAGAAGAGAAUAAGCGAAACGCGAAGACGAGUUAUAUAUCUCAGCCAUGGUUUGAGUACUAUCUCAAGUCGCGAACUCCUCUACCAAUCAAUUACAACCCAUUCCUCGCCUGGAAGGACGACCCGAACCCCGAAUACAACACUCAGCUCUUGAGGACAUCAAACAUGAUCUUAAGUGCAAUGCGUUUCCGGCGCUCAUAUGUGGAGCAACUGUUGGCACCGGAAGUGUUUCAUUUAAAUCCUAUCAAAAGUGAUACAAAGCUCUAUAGAAAUGUCAUGAAAUGGACACCGGAUCUGAUCGCAACGUAUGCCUCGUUUGCCUUUAAAGCCUUUCCUCUGGAUAUGAGUCAAUUCGAGUCACUCUUCUCUUCCACUCGAAUACCGAAACAGAAUUUCGAUGAAUUGAUUCGAUACCCAAACUCCAGACAUAUCUCUGUCUUAAAAAAUGGUCAGUUCUUUGUGUUUGAUGUCAUGGAUUCAAACGGAGAUCUAAAAGAGCCGUCAGUUAUAAUGACUUGUAUUCAACAUAUAAUGGAUUCACCGAUAAAUCCAAACGAAGACUCUAUUACUCUAUUAACGACUGAAAACCGAGACGUUUGGGCGAAAGCGAGGGAACAGUUGAUAGGUUCAAGCGCUCAGAACAAAGAGAGCCUCCAUUUAGUGGAUUCUUCACUAUUCGUGGUCUGUUUGGAUGACAUAAGUGUCGGCGAGAAAACUGCGGACAACUUAAUACGAGUGGCGCAUAACUUUCUGCACGGAUUCAGUGAUAAGACUAAGAACUAUGUGAAUCGAUGGUACGAUAAGUCGUUUACAAUUCUCAUGUCAAGAGACGGUCGACCGGCCAUUAACUUCGAGCACAGUUGGGGCGAUGGAGUGGCUGUCCUGCGAUUCUUCAAUGAAAUAUAUCAGGACUCGACUCAAAACCAUUUCGUUCACCCAAACAGUCCAUUGAAUAAAGCAAUUGAUGUCUCGAAAGAAGUAAAGAAAUUAAGUUUUGAGUUGAAUGAGGGUCUGAGGAGUGCUGUAAAAGCAGCCAAAAGUAAUUACGCGAAGAAUACCGAAAAUCUUGAGUUAAAUUUCACGAAAUACGACAAAAUGAACAGAGAAUACAUGAAACGCAAGAAAGUUAGUCCGGACUCUAUAUUUCAGUUGGGCUUUCAAAUGGCUUUCUAUCAGUUGUACAACACAUUUGUGGCCACAUAUGAGUCAUGUUCGACCUCUGCUUUCAAACACGGGAGGACUGAAACUGUGAGAUCCGCUACAAUGGCCACAAAGAACGCAUCCAUUGCUUUCUUGAAACACCAAAAGCCCAGUGACUCGGAAUUGAGACAAUUGCUGGACGAGUGCUCUAAAAGACACUUUCAACUCACAAAAGAGGCUGCAAUGGGACAGGGAUUUGAUAGACACCUGUUUGUUAUGAAAUAUUUGGCUGAAAAGACAGGAAAAUCUAUUCCAGAGUUGUAUCUAGAUAAGAGUUAUACGGAAGCAAAUAACUUCAUACUCUCGACAUCUACUUUAUUCGGUGAAUGCUUCGAAGCGGGAGGUUUCGGACCAGUAGUUCCCAAUGGAUUUGGUUGUGGUUAUGGGUAUACAGAGAAUAUUCUGGGGAUUAUAGUGUCUUCUUAUGCUCCGCAUAGAAAUGGCAAACAGUUUGUCGACGCGUUUAGCAAUUCACUCGACAGAACCGGUUGUUGUCCCGUCAACUGUUCCAACACUUUGGACGCUCGCGUCAGUCUGUCCCCCGACGGAGAUCUAAAAGACCCGUCAGUUAUGACUUGUAUUCAACAUAUAAUGGAUUCACCGAUAAAUCCAAACGAAGACUCUAUUACUCUAUUAACGACUGAAAACCGAGACAUUUGGGCAAAAGCGAGGGAUCAGUUGAUAGGUUCAAGCGCUCAGAACAAAGAGAGCCUCCAUUUAGUGGAUUCUUCACUAUUCGUGGUCUGUUUGGAUGACAUAAGUGUCGGCGAGAAAACUGCGGACAACUUAAUACGAAUCGCGCAUAACUUUCUGCACGGAUUCAGUGAUAAGACUAAGAACUAUGUGAAUCGACAAAAAGUUCAAAAGGAAAAUAUGUUAUAA
This is a messenger RNA of Oppiella nova, 2391 nucleotides long. The record is from the annotation of a GenBank genome assembly. Lineage: Eukaryota; Metazoa; Arthropoda; Arachnida; Sarcoptiformes; Oppiidae.